Oryza brachyantha (malo sina) is the source of this 855-nucleotide messenger RNA. RefSeq names its product two-component response regulator ORR29-like. Gene Ontology annotation, molecular function: DNA binding; DNA-binding transcription factor activity. NCBI's taxonomy places the organism in Eukaryota, Viridiplantae, Streptophyta, Magnoliopsida, Poales, Poaceae. Gene Ontology annotation, cellular component: nucleus. The coding region runs from base 1 to 855 and encodes 284 amino acids. The record is from RefSeq and is a predicted model, not a curated record. Gene Ontology annotation, biological process: regulation of DNA-templated transcription. The transcript has 5 exons.
AUGAAGAUGUGUGCCGAACUUGGCGCUCGAUUUUUGGUCAAGAAGCCUGUUGAUGUUGGAACCAUACAGAGUUUGUGGCAGCAUCUUGACCUGAAAGUUUUAAGAACGGAGAAGAUCAAGGAUUUGCUUCGAGGUGGCAUUAUAACUUGUGUCGGAGAUAAAAGCACUUGUGACAGUGAAAUGAAUUCUUUUGCUAAUAACCAGAAGGAUGAUAACAAGAAGAAAUACUAUCUCAUGUGGACUCCACAUCUGCAGAAAAAGUUUUUGGAUGCUCUUGAAAUACUUGGAGAAGAUGCUUCACCUAAGAAAAUAAAGAUGAUCAUGGAUGUGGACAACAUAGAUCGCAGACAGAUCGCUACUCAUCUUCAGAAACAUCGGCUGAAACUUAAAAUGAAGCUGAACAAGGCAUUAUUUACAAACGGAAGCAGCAAUGGCUCAUCAAAUUCUGGAACUGAGCCUGCAGAGAGUCAUCCCAGAUGCCGUAGCACAACCCUGCAGCCUCAUCCCUGCAGUGCUCAAGCUGCAAAAAUAACUAUGCAAAUCCUCCCUGAAGACGACGACGAACACGACGACAUUUAUGCAGCAAUGCGAAGAGCCUUACAGGAUAGGACUGUCUUUGAUGAGUGCCAGUAUUCCAUGGAUCCUUGUGGUGAUGAACAUGAUGUGGGAGGAGGAUAUGGAUGUGCUGGUGAAGCCAAUGCUAGAGACUCAUCCUCUGGUGAUCAUCAUCAGGUUGCUGCUGUUGCUGAAGAAGAUAUGAUCAACAAUAUGCCUUCUCCUGAAGAUAUGCAAGCCACUAGGGGCAAGGCACCGGUUUUCAGCCUUGUGGAUUAUUCAGACUCGGAGAGCGGUUAA